CGAGAAUCAAAAUGAAAAAAUUAAGUCUUCUAAAUAUUGGCUAACUUCUCAAUUAGAAUCAAAAAACAACUAUAACACAUCAUUCUCAAGAAUAAUCCAAAAAAUUUAGCAGCUUUGAUCUCAUCACUAAAAGUCCAUAUAAGAACUCCAUUAAUAAGUAACAUCUAAGACAUCAUCCUAAAGAGUAUUUUCCAAUUACUACAAGACAAUAAGAAUUUUAAACUAUUAAAUCUCCUUCUUAAACAUCCAAAGCUACCAAAUAAUUCAGUAUUACAAAUGCUUGUAUAUAUUAUAAUUAAUAAAUUAGUAUCAUAAUUGUAUAAAGAUGAAGUUAAACAACCUGGCUCAAGUAGAAGAACAUCCAAAAAGAAUUACACUUACUAGUUAAAAAAUAUACUUGUCAAAGAUAAACUAUCCCCUUUUGACAUUACAUAAAGUACUCCAUUUAAUUCAAUAUAGGAAUCGCUACUUAAGUUACUUAACCCAACAUUCCUCAAUCCCCUAAAACUAAUUUAAAAACUAGUCCAGAUGUUAGAUCCAUUUUUACAGAUAACAAUAAAUAAAAACUAUCAAAUAAAAUUAAAACUCAAAAUACAACUGACAGAAUGUUACAAUUAGAAACAACCAGAUAAAAAAUUAUUGCUCUCUAAUUAAAAAUAUAAGGUAAUAUUCAAUAAAGAUCUUAAAGAAAUGCUAAUAAAAAUAAUUUAUUUGAUGAAAAAAAAUAACAACUUUCCUAAUCAAUUUAAUAAACUAUUUAACAAUAAUUAUAAAAACCUUAAUUACCUCAAAAUGCUGUCAUUGUACUCAAAAACUAUCUUGAUUAAUUAACAGAUUUCGAAAAAAAGGAAAUUAUUGAUUAUGAGACUAUCUAUUAUCUACCUCCAAAAAAUAUAAGAUUAUUAAAACAAGAACCUAAUGAAGAUUAAUAAUAUAAUAAUGGAUUUGAUAAUAGCAAGUAAAUUAUAUUAUUAUUAUAUCUAGUGGAGAUUACAAAUUUGUUAAAUAAGAUUAAAUUGCUUAUAGAUAUGAAAUGUUAGAAAAAUUAGGUCAUGGAAGUUUUGGAUAUGUUUUUAAGGUUCAUGAUCAUAAACAUAAAUAAAACACUGCCUUAAAAAUUAUUAAAAAUAAAGAAAAAUUUUAUAAUCAAGCUCUUAUUGAAAUUGAAAUAUUAAAAGUAAUUAAUAAAGCAGAUCCAACUUGUUGCUUAAUUAAAAUGCUCAAUUAUUUUGAAUUUAGAGGACAUAUUGUAAAAAUUAUCAUUUAAUUAGAAAAGUGUCUUGUCUUUGAAUUGUUAAGUUGUAACUUAUAUGAAUUCAUAGCUAUUAAUGAGUUUUCUGGUUUUGAUCUUGAUUUGAUAAGAAGAUUUGCUAUUCAAAUUUUAUAGGCAUUAUUAUUUAUGAAAGAAUAAAAUAUAAUACAUUGUGAUUUGAAACCAGAAAAUGUAUUAUUAAAAGAUUUUAAUCGAUCUGGAAUUAAAGUUAUUGAUUUUGGAUCUAGCUGUUUUGCUAACUAAAAACUAUAUACAUAUAUACAAAGUAGAUUUUAUAGGGCACCUGAAAUUGUACUUGGACUCCCAUACUCAACUUAAAUUGAUAUGUGGAGUUUUGGUUGCAUUGUAGCUGAACUCUUUACAGGAUUAUCAUUGUUUUAAUCUAAAUCUGAAAAAGAGUUGCUUUAUCUCUAAAUUAAAGUAAUAGGAAAACCAGAUAAAUAUUUAUUAGAAAAUUGUACAAGGAAAUCAAAAUUUUUUGAUGAACAACUCUAAUUAAAUUAUACAAUCAAUGAAUUAGAUUUAAUCCAAUAAAUUAAACCUUUAUCAUAAUAACUUGAUAAAUCAUCAGAAUAGUUUUAAGAUGUAUCAAAUUAUAAUAAGAAAUAUAGUUUGUUAAAAAAUGUUUAACUUGGGAUCCAAAUUAAAGAAUGACUCCAGAAGAAGCAUUAACACAUUCAUGGAUUAUUGAUGGUUUACCUUCAUCGAUAAAGUAAGAAUUAAAUAAUGAAUUUUAGAAAAUAACAUCUUUAAUAAAUGAAACACUACAGACAACUUCGAACUGAAGGAGAUAUAGAUUAUUUAAUAUAAUCAUAAGGCCAAGGAGAACAAUAAGAAUGA
This is a messenger RNA of Paramecium sonneborni, 2113 nucleotides long. The record is from the annotation of a GenBank genome assembly. Lineage: Eukaryota; Ciliophora; Oligohymenophorea; Peniculida; Parameciidae.